UUCUUAGCCAGGCCUUUUUUGUAAUCCGAAAAUGAUGAAAACUGAAGGGAAAGGGGAGAGGAACCUAAGAAGUGCUUCUCCACACAGAAAUGCCUACAAGUCUGAUUUCCAUGCUAUCAAAUGUUCUUUUGAUGGGCUGAAACCAGAGAUCUCCCCGAAGCCUGCUUCUAUAAAGCCAAACACUAAUGGAGCACCAGCUGACCUCACUCGAGGCCGUGCCUCAUACGGAAACCGUGUUCACAAAAUCAAGAACAUGUUUAUGCAGAUGAGCUCAACUCCCAAUGAAAACCUGGUUGAAAGUAAACUUAUUAAUUCCUCUUCUCCGACAAACCCUUCUGUUGUAAGUGUGCAGAAAAAUAAUGCCUUAAAUAUUAGCCCUGAUCUACCUGCUCCAGAACGGGUGGUCAAAACGGGUGAGGAUGGAGACUUGGACAAAGCAACCCUGGCAGAGAAGUUUUCAGAAACCAGGAAGCUCUUCGAAAGAAGCCUUAAUCGACAAACCACUUUUGACACGUCUUCCCCCACCAAGGAAGAGAAAGGGAUCAGGCUGGAGCGCAGACAUGGAUCUGUUGAUGACAGUUCUUCAUCUGAUCUGAGCCCAUCAAAGGUAACCAAGAUAACAUCGGUGGAAAACAGUCAGAUCAGUUACAGGUCAACAUGUUCCUCCUCCUCCUCUUCUUCUGUAAAUGCUGGACCAAUUAGCAAGAGAUUGGAAAGUUUCCUCGCUGACAGUGAUGGUGAGGAAUCUAGGGAGCUCUCCAAGACCAAUGAGAUUUUAAUUGAUACCACUGGUUCUCCAGUCACAUCUAACCACUUGACCUUCCUGAAUGAUGUAGGAGUGAAUAAUAAUGAAGGGACCACAAAUGAUAUUGCUGGUGUGGAGCACAAAUUGGUAAAGACGCAGAGUCUGGACUGUGAACAGAACAUAAAAAGUACUGUUACUGAAGAAGACACUUUGUCCUUUCAAAAUAACAAUACAUUCCCAGUCGGGAAGCCAUGGGACAGAGAGCCCGCUAUGGCGGACAAAACUCAAACUGAAAUGGUAAGAGCCGAGCUAGUGGUGUUACAAAACGAGUCAUCUGAGAGCGAGGAAGAUACUGUCUUAAAAGAUGAUGUGUUCGAUGAUCUAAAACCUCUGGAUCCUCAGCCUUGUGUUAUUGAGCAUCUACAGAAGGUAGAGGAUGAGGUCAAAGAAGAACAAGAGCUUAACAAAACAAAAGCAGAAGAUGGCACAGAGGUCACUGUGAAGGCCACAGUGGAAGCCACAGAUGAUGCGGAUAGCGAUGAUGAGGAAGAAGAGGGUAGUGAGUUCGAAGAACAGAGUGACAAGAAUAAAAACUUGCUGAGAUAUCCAUCUGGAGCUUUUGGCAUAGAAAAUGCAGCUUUUGAUGAUGACCAAAAUACAGAAACCGAGCAGCCAGGAGCUGAUAAUGAGAAGUUAUUGGGGGCCGAGGAUUAUGAAUUUGGCAGUGAUUAUGAGGAAGUACCUGGUCUCCCAGAGGAGGAAGAACUACCAGUUAGAAAAGUCAAGUUUUCUACAGCUCCAAUAAAGGUUUACGCCACCUUUUCCAAUGAAGACUAUGAUAGACGUAACGACGAGGUGGACCCAGUGGCAGCAUCUGCCGAGUAUGAACUGGAGAAGAGGGUGGAGAAAAUGGAUGUCUUUCCUGUGGAAAUUGAAAAAGGCGACAGUGGCCUUGGCAUCAGUAUCAUUGGAAUGGGGGUUGGUGCAGAUCAAGGUUUGGAGAAAUUGGGAAUCUUUGUAAAAACGAUUGCAGAAGGCGGAGCAGCUCAAAGGGAUGCACGGAUUCAAGUCAAUGACCAAAUUGUGGAGGUAGAUGGUACUAGUUUAGUUGGAGUGACACAACUCUUUGCAGCCACGGUACUGAAGAACACCAAAGGCACAGUCAGAUUUCUUAUUGGGAGAGAGAAACCAGGAACACAAAGUGAGGUGGCACGUCUUAUCAGUGAGACUCUGGAGCAGGAGAGAUGUCAGCAGAUGUACGAGCAGCACUACUCUGAGGGCAGCACUGGGCAGGAAGAAGAUUUUGAAGAUGAGGAGGAUGAUGACGACGACGAUGAUCAUCUAGAGUCCCAGUCACAUGGCAAUUCUGUGGAAGUUUUCGAGCUGCCAGAAAACGACAUCAGUUUCUCUCUGGAUAUGGAUAUGGACACAUCACAGAUGGCUUUAAAAUUUAAAGAGUUGCAACUGAAGCACGCUGUCACAACUGCAGAGGUGAUGCAGCUGAAAGAGAGGAUAAAAGCUGCCGAGGCAGAAAAGCUGGAUUGGGAGACAAACCGGUCGAAGUAUCUGCAGUCCGUAGAAGAAAACAAGGAGAAGAUUAAGAAGUUGGAGACCUAUUGGCUGGAGGCUCAGGCACUGUGUAAAACUGUUAAUGAACAUCUGAAGGAAACCCAAGAGCAGUAUGAUACACUGGAGAAGAAAUACACAAAGGCCAAGAAGUUACUGAAAGAAUUUCAGCUGAAAGAAAUAGAAUUUGAAAAGAAAGAGAAGGAGCACCAAGAGCUCCUAAAAGGAAAGGACAGACGUCACAGCGAACAAAUGAAUUUGCUAAAAGCAAGAAUUUCAGAUCUUGAAAACAGACUCGGUGCCUACGAGCAAACUCUGCAGGUGGUCCCCAACAAUAAACAUAGUGAUGUUCAUGAGAAUGGCGAGGAAUAUGCAGGCGCAGCUGCGGAGGAGACCUUAGACGACCUAGAAACAGAGGGCUCUUCACUUCUAGAAUGUUCUGUGUCUGAUUUUGAUGCCUGUGUGGGAGAAAUCCAGCGCUUGGACACCAGCGCACACAAAGCGAAAGCUCAGCUGGCACUUAAAGUGAAACGCCAGCGACCAUCCCGGCACAAAAUAAAAGAGUCAUUCACUGCUGAAGGGAAAGCCACGUAUACAGAGGAAGAGAAUGAAGACACAAUUCCAGCAGAGACAGUGAGCCCUUGUGAAAAAGUAGCAGAAGAGACGGAAGAACGGCUGGUCUUGGCAGCUGCCGAGGAUGAUGAUCAAAGGGCUGAAAAGUCUCAAGCGGCCGAGAGUUUAGGUACUCUCCUGGAGUCAGUCCCCUCCAUUUCCACUUCCUCCUCCCCAACAUACAGGACUAACACUGAAACCAUUCUAACCUCCAGUCAGUCUCCCACUGAGGAAGGGCUAGCUCAGAGUUCCUCAGGCGGAUACACUAGGAAUACCAAAGUGAGAGAAUCUAAAGGCAAAGGCAAAGUCGCCAAAGAAGAGAAGAAAGGUGAUGACAAAACCACUGAUGCAAAUGAAGCCACUGGAAAGCAUAGGAGAAGGUUUCCUGAUUUUGGGGGAAUGCGAAAGUCUGGAGGCAAAGGCAAAAAACAGGACCGGGAGAGUCUGAGAGGAUCCUUGGAUAGUCGUGGAUCACGAGAGUUACUAGAUGAAGGUGGUAACCAGUCACUGUCUGACUCGGACUCUCCAGUCCCUACAUGCAUGCCCUUCUCCUGGUUUGGUGAGAGCCAUAAAGAAUCUAGCGGAAGCUUCAACUUUCCACACAGCGGAUCUGAGCUGUCUGCGGAGCAAGAGAGAAGCAGAAACAAGAGUAGAAUUAUCAUAGAUGAUACAUACAGUUACAGCCCCUGCUCUGACCUGUCAGGGUUGGUGGCAGAGCCCUCCCUAUCGGGGCGCUCACACACUUUCACCUUCUCUUCCAAUGAGGCGUUGGAUGAAGAUGUCGCAACAAGCGGGAAACAAAACCAAUGGCACAGCCGGCCAGUGUCUGACUGGAACACCCAGCAAGUGUGUCACUGGUUAAUAGGAAUGAAUAUGGAGCAAUACAUCACAGAGUUCACAGCAAAGAACAUUGAUGGACAGCAGUUAAUGCUACUGGAUAGUGACAGACUGAAGGCGCUGGGUGUUUUGAGCCAAACAGACCGAGCCACUAUCAAGAAGAAAAUCAAAGAAAUUAAGAAAGCACAAGAAAAACUGGAAAGACAUAAAGAAAAAAGUUCAAAAAAAGAAGUCCUGAGAAAAGGUGGCAAAGCGGUCCCAACAGUGGAAUCGAGCUGCUAAAACACUACACCCGAGACCUUCCAGCCCAUGUGUUGUAUAUGUAUAUAGGUGUACAAUUAAAAUGAGAUUAUGGGAAAUCUAUAACAUAUUUAGAUUAUUUCUUAAUGCCUACUAGCAUCAAACAAUGUACGUCACCUGACUGAGCAUUUUAUUUAGCAUUUUUAUUAUAAAAAAAGAAAAUAGCUCCUAUAUUUGUCAUGAGUUCUUGAAGUGUCAUUUUUUAGUGUACGAGGUUGUGGAUAUUUUAAUGCUGAACUUUUUUCUGUCUCUCCAACAACCACUUCAUAAUAUAGUUUGUUUGUGUUUAAACUUUCCGCGCACAGCCAGUAACAUGCAGGCUUCCUGACUUCUUAUAGGGAAAGAUUAUUCUCGUGUAUAGUUUUCUACUUGCAGCACUGGCUAAUUAAAGGGAAAGUCCAGAUAAAAAAAACACUUUUCUAGGCCGGUAUAAUGGCUGUGCCGACCUGUACAAUGGUUUACUGCGCACUUCUUGGCGGUGUC
Messenger RNA from Nanorana parkeri, 4543 nucleotides. Its product is annotated as neurabin-1-like. Lineage: Eukaryota; Metazoa; Chordata; Amphibia; Anura; Dicroglossidae. Bases 32 to 4042 code for a protein of 1336 amino acids. Gene Ontology annotation, molecular function: actin filament binding. Gene Ontology annotation, cellular component: actin cytoskeleton; postsynaptic density; dendrite. Gene Ontology annotation, biological process: actin filament organization; neuron projection development; calcium-mediated signaling. The transcript has 18 exons. The record is from RefSeq and is a predicted model, not a curated record.